Molecule: messenger RNA, 690 nt
Organism: Numida meleagris (helmeted guineafowl)
Lineage: Eukaryota; Metazoa; Chordata; Aves; Galliformes; Numididae
Product: myosin regulatory light chain 2, smooth muscle minor isoform
Exons: 4
Coding region: 172-690 (172 amino acids)
Cellular component (GO): cytoplasm
Molecular function (GO): calcium ion binding
Source: RefSeq, a predicted model, not a curated record
GACGGACCCCGCGGGCUCCCUCCUCUCCGGCGGGGAUGGUCUCGCCCGCGCUUUCCUUCCUGUGCGCCGGUUGGGCGGUGGCCGCUUGCCGUCCGGAAGUGCCGCAUCCGCCGAUUCGCAUCGUCGCGCUCUGACACGGUUCUGCCGCUGCCGCCAGAGCCAACAGCCAACAUGUCUAGCAAAAGGGCAAAGACGAAGACCACCAAGAAGCGCCCUCAGCGCGCCACUUCCAAUGUAUUUGCAAUGUUUGAUCAGUCACAGAUUCAAGAAUUCAAGGAGGCUUUCAACAUGAUUGAUCAGAACAGGGAUGGCUUCAUUGACAAGGAGGACUUGCACGACAUGCUUGCCUCCCUCGGAAAGAAUCCAACGGAUGAAUACCUGGAUGCCAUGAUGAACGAGGCUCCGGGCCCCAUCAACUUCACAAUGUUCCUCACAAUGUUUGGGGAGAAGCUAAAUGGCACCGAUCCGGAAGAUGUCAUCAGGAAUGCUUUUGCUUGCUUUGACGAAGAAGCAACAGGGUUUAUUCAAGAAGACUACCUGCGGGAGCUGCUGACCACGAUGGGAGACAGGUUCACAGAUGAAGAGGUAGAUGAGCUCUACAGAGAGGCACCAAUCGACAAAAAGGGCAAUUUCAACUACAUUGAAUUCACACGCAUCCUUAAACAUGGAGCAAAAGACAAGGAUGACUGA